CUGCCGGCAAUAAUGUGCAAUGGACGUUAUCAUCCUGGUGGGAACUUGGAAGCCUUCUUAUAUUCGAAUAUUUGAAAAAGAAAGAAAAAAAGAAGACGCCUCCAUUACCACCAAUAUCCCUAAACCCUAUUACUCCUCUGCAACUAUUUCAUCCAUUAAAUCUUCGUUAUUCACGUCUUCAUCUUACCGCCGCUGUUCGGAACCCUACUUAGUCGUCGCUAGCGGUGCAACAGUUUGCAGCAAUGGAUGCCAAUGGGAAAGACGAUCUGAAGAUACCACUUCUGGAACCUUCCGAUGCUGUUGUACUAGAUAUUAAACCAGUUCGCAAUGUGGAUCACGGAGUCAGGACCAUUACAUUCAAAAUAGGAGGUAUGGAAUGUGCAUCAUGUUCAACAUCCAUCGAAUCUGUACUUCAGGAGCUGAACGGUGUUGAGAGCGCUAUUGUGUCGGCACUUCAAGGCCAGGCUGUCGUUAAAUACGUGCCAGAACUUGUUGGUGUAAAAGCAAUCAAAGAGGCUGUUGAAGAUGCAGGCUUUGAAGUUACCGAAUUCUCAGAGCAAGACAUUGCGGUAUGCCGACUUAAAAUUAACGGAAUGAUGUGUACAAGUUGCUCCGAGUCAGUUGAACGUGCCCUUUCGAUGGUUGAAGGUGUGAAAAAGGUGGUUGUCGGUUUAGCACUAGAAGAAGCAAAGGUAAACUACGAUCCUAAUGUUAUAAACACCGAUCGCAUAGUCGAAGCAGUUGAAGAUGCUGGAUUUGGGGCAGAACUUAUUGGUUCCGGCAAUGAUGGAAACAAAGUGCAUAUAAAGCUCGAAGGUAUCGUUUCUCCAGACAAUAUGAACAUGAUCAAGAGUUCUUUAGAGUCGUUAAAUGGUGUCAAUCAUGUUGAGAUUGACAUGGAAGAAUGUAAGGUGACUGUUGGAUACGAUCCGGAUUUGACGGGUUCAAGGUCACUUAUACAGUUCAUCCAAGAAUCGUGUCAUUAUCAGGCGAGUUUAUACGUCCCAGAAAGACGAUAUGAAACAGAGAAAAAUCAUGAGAUUAAAUUGUACAGAAAUCAGUUUUUGUGGAGCUGUUUAUUUUCUGUUCCGCUUUUAAUGUUCUCUAUGGUACUUCCGAUGAUUCCGCCUUACGGGAAUUGGUUAAACUAUAAACUUCAAAACAUGCUUACCGUUGGAAUGGUUUUAAGAUGGAUCCUCUGCACACCAGUGCAGUUCAUUAUAGGUAAAAGGUUUUACGUGGGAUCGUAUCACGCACUGAGGCGAAAAUCUGCUAACAUGGAUGUACUGGUUGCACUUGGGACUAACGCUGCAUACUUUUAUUCUGUAUACACAGUAAUAAAAGCACUGAUUUCAGACGCGUUUGAGGGACAAGAUUUCUUCGAAACUAGUACAAUGUUGAUAUCAUUUAUUCUUUUAGGCAAGUAUUUGGAGUCUAUAGCUAAAGGAAAGACAUCUGAUGCGUUAGCAAAGUUGACGGACCUUGCUCCCGACACCGCUUGUCUUUUGACAAUGGAUAACAAUGGAAAUGUCAUUUCGGAAACCGAAAUUAGUUCUCAACUAAUACAAAAAAACGACGUUUUAAAGAUUUUUCCCGGGUCGAAAUUUCCCGUUGAUGGGGUUAUUAUCGAUGGACAUGGUUAUGUGAAUGAAAGUAUGAUUACAGGAGAAGCGAUUCCAAUUGCUAAAAGCACCGGUGACAGGGUAAUUGGUGGGACAGUGAAUGAAAAUGGAUGCUUGUUGAUCAAGGUGACGCAUAUAGGGUCAGAAACUGCACUUUCGCAAAUUGUUCAGAUAGUUGAGGCUGCUCAACUUGCAAGAGCUCCUGUACAGAAGCUUGCUGAUCGGAUAUCGAGGUUUUUUGUACCUGCGGUUGUCGCAGCUGCUCUUGUGACAUGGUUAGCAUGGUAUAUUCCCGGUGCAUUAGGACUUUAUCCAAAAAGUUGGAUACCAAAGGCAAUGGAUGAAUUUGAGCUCGCACUACAAUUUGGAAUUUCGGUUUUAGUUGUGGCAUGCCCUUGUGCUCUGGGUCUAGCCACACCCACUGCAGUUAUGGUUGCAACCGGUAAGGGUGCUACACAAGGUGUCCUUAUUAAGGGUGGAAAUGCACUUGAAAAGGCACACAAGGUUAACACGAUUGUGUUUGAUAAAACGGGAACGUUGACUGUUGGAAAACCGGAAGUUGUUAGUGAUGUGCUUUUUUCUGAAAUAUCGAUGGAGGAGUUCUGUAAUUUGGCAAUUGCUGUAGAGGCAAAUAGCGAACACCCAAUAGCAAAAGCGAUUGUGGAGCAUGCGAAGAACAAACUACUUGAUCACAAAUCUCAAAUUGCAAACAAUUCAGUUGUAAAGGACUUUGAGGAGCACCCUGGAGCCGGAGUGGGGUGUAAAGUCGGAGACAAAACGGUUUUCGUCGGGAACAAGAAACUUAUGAGGUUAUCUAAUGUUUCAGUUGACCCUGAGAUCGAGAAUUAUUUUUCAGAUAAUGAAAAACUGGCACGCACGUGUGUACUAGUGGCGGUUGAUGGGAAGGUUGCUGGUGCUUUUGCGGUAACUGACCCGGUCAAACCGGAAGCUGUACAUGUGAUAUCGUUUCUCAGGUCGAUGAACGUUAACAGUAUUAUGGUAACUGGGGAUAACUGGUCAACUGCAACUGCUAUAGCGAAGGAGGUUGGGAUUGAAAAUGUUUACGCUGAGAUUGAUCCUUUGGGUAAAGCUGAUAGGGUAAAAGAUUUGCAGGCGAGAGGAAAGAUAGUUGCAAUGGUGGGAGACGGCAUAAACGAUUCACCAGCACUCGUUGCAGCCAAUGUAGGGAUGGCGAUUGGUGCAGGAACCGAUGUAGCAAUUGAAGCCGCAGACAUAGUGCUCAUCAAAAGCAACUUGGAAGAUGUGAUCACCGCCGUCGAUCUUUCAAGAAAGACAAUCGCUCGAAUCCAUCUUAACUAUGUGUGGGCCCUUGGUUACAACAUACUCGGCAUGCCUAUCGCAGCCGGAGUUCUAUUUCCGUUCACUGGAAUUCGGUUACCUCCUUGGUUGGCUGGAGCUCUCAUGGCGGCUUCUUCUAUUAGUGUGGUUUGUUCGUCACUCCUCUUGCAGACAUACAAGAAGCCAUUUACAUACUCAAAAUGAGUAAGGUAUAUUUUAGCAUGUUCCUAAGCUCCAAAUAAUAGGCUAGAAUAGUAACUAUUUUUAGCCAUUUAGUCAAAAGGUUUUACAUACUUGGAAAUUUGUAAUGUUGACUAAUUUCUACUUCCAUUUUGAUUUUGACUUCCUAUUUCUUUUGAUGUUUUAGCUUGUAAAAAAAUAAAUAGCCUUUUUCCUAUUAUAAUUAGUUUAACUUGCUAUAUUUGUAA
Molecule: messenger RNA, 3349 nt
Organism: Helianthus annuus (common sunflower)
Lineage: Eukaryota; Viridiplantae; Streptophyta; Magnoliopsida; Asterales; Asteraceae
Product: copper-transporting ATPase HMA4
Exons: 9
Coding region: 243-3125 (960 amino acids)
Biological process (GO): monoatomic cation transport
Cellular component (GO): membrane
Molecular function (GO): ATP binding; ATPase-coupled monoatomic cation transmembrane transporter activity; copper ion binding
Source: RefSeq, a predicted model, not a curated record